GAAACGCACUUUCUCGUGCAGCAUGAAAGCCCAUGCCCAAGCGGCAAGCAGAGUCUGAUGCUCCAGAUGGAGGUGAAAACGGUGAGAACGUCAAUGCUGGAGCUACAGAGAGCCCAGCACAAUCGGGCACUGAAGGGAAGAUAGCAACUCCUGCUUCAUCUCAGCCAACAAAACGAGGCCGAGUCUCUCAAGCUGCUACUGCCCCGGAGCAUGUCACCUACAAAAUACAAGGUGGAUUAAGACAUGUGGAGCCAUACGAUUUCGACUUCACAACGCAUGUGAAGCAGCGAUGGGUCGGCAGAACUCUGCUUGAGGUUUGCGCGUGCGAAUUUGUUGCGUUUCCUCGGGACUAUUACGAGGCCUCCAUUGCAGCUGGUCGUGUGACCGUGGAUGGACAGCCAGUGAAGUCGGAGCAUGUGCUGAGGGAUGGGCAACUCAUUGUUCAUCGUGCUGUCCGAUGCAGGGAAAAUCCGGUCUUGGACAGGGGGCCCAUACAGGUGGUGGAAGAGACGCAGGAACUGCUUGUGGUGAACAAGCCUAGCUCCUUGCCAAUACACCCAUGCGGAAGCUAUCGCUUCAACUCUCUCAUUGCGAUCCUCCGCAACCAAGAGACCGUCGAGGCAACUGCGACAUUGCACACAACCCACCGUUUGGAUCGCCUCACUAGCGGGCUGGUUCUCCUGGCUAAAACCAAAGAGGCUGCCAGAAGAGUUGGCGCCUGGUUUGCUGCGAACCAGAUCCGGAAGACUUACCUGGCUCGAGUCAAAGGCUGCUUCAAGAAGCUCUUGGAUCCAGACUCAGGUGAUCUCCCAGGAGUCACUCGACUCAACGGGCGACUGCGGGUUGAGGGCUAUAUCCGCUGCAUCGACCGCAAGGUCGGAAAGUACACCUUCUCCGCCGAGGCGGUCGGGGAUGACGCCAAGGAUGCAGCCACUGAGUUUGAGUUUGUGGCCAUGGCCACUGAGAACGAAUCUGUGGUCCGUUGUUUUCCAGCCACAGGACGAACUCAUCAGAUCAGAGUCCACCUCCUCCACUUGGGAUUUCCCAUCGCAAAUGACAGUUGCUAUGGGGGUGAGCUGCGCCAGGAUUGCACCCUGCCGCUGAUUCCUCACGUUCGACAAGAGGCCCAUCUGGAUAAAGGUCAGUCUGCGGAACCAGAGGAAGCGGCCACGAUGCAUCCCAGUGGCUUGGUCAUCGAAUGAGAGAUGAACGAAACAGCCUCCGAGGCUUAGCGGAUCUUAGCGGCUAAACCUGAAUUAGCUGCCUUCAGCAUUGCUGAGCCCAGCCGCUGGCCGAGGUGGCAUCUUUCUUCAUGCCCUGACCUAUGCUCUGCCGGACGGCAGCUCUUUCACGUCCAAGGCUCCGACCUGGGCCUUGGUGAGUAGCGUUGAAUCGCUGGUGUCACCCUCGUAGUUUCAGUAGACGACAGCAUAGACAUCUUGGAGAAAA
Cladocopium goreaui is the source of this 1449-nucleotide messenger RNA. NCBI's taxonomy places the organism in Eukaryota, Dinophyceae, Suessiales, Symbiodiniaceae. The record is from the annotation of a GenBank genome assembly.